GCAUAUCCCUUUCCUUAUUGAAUGGCAUCUACAUUUCUUUAAAUAUGGUGAAAGCAUCAUUCUGAAAGAUAUUAAAAUAAAACAACAAAUCUCCAAGAAUUUACUAGUGAAUGAAGUUUUGAACAAUGCCCCAGCUGGACGUCACAAUGUUGUCAUGAGAACAGUUUAUUUUAUGAGGAGGUUACUUACCCACCUUAAUUAAAUAACGAAAUCACUUCAAAAACCUUUCCUGCCAGGGACUCACUCCAGUUGUUAAUAAGAUAAGAACUCGUCACACUGAAUUGACGCCAAAGGAACUUGGACUAGUAAUUUUGGUUAACUUGUUCUUCCAGUUUACAAAGCAUUCAAGAGUGUAAUUACAUCUUUUUAAAAAAGAAUGCAUCAGAUAUAUGUUCCUGCAAUUUUCCUCCUGGCUGCUGUUACAUCCAACCCUGUCACAGCACUUACAAAAAGACCACCUCAAACUCUGUCAAGAGGUUGGGGAGAUGAUUUAAUAUGGGUUCAAACCUAUGAAGAAGGCCUAUAUAAAGCACAGAAAAGCAACAAGCCGUUAAUGAUCAUCCAUCACCUGGAAGUCUGCAAACACUGUAAAGCACUGAAGGAAGCUUUUGCUGCAAGUACAGAAAUCCAGCAGAUGGCUGAUAAAGAUUUCAUCAUGUUAAAUCUUAUGCAUGAAACCAAUGACAAACACCUUGCACCCGAUGGUAAAUAUGUGCCCCGGAUUAUCUUUCUAGAUCCUUCUUUGACUGUGAGAGCAGAUAUUGCAGGAAGGUAUUCAAACCGUCUCUAUACAUACGAGCGUCAAGAUGUUCAACUCUUGAUACAAAACAUGAAGAAAGCAAAACGUUUGUUACCUUCUGAAUUAUAACAAAUAAUAGCAACACUAUUUGUUUUAACCCGAAUAAAAGGAAGCAGGAUUUCUUUGUGCACAAAUUCCAUUUGAGUUAAUAAUCCAUUCUAUUUAAUGCUCAAUAUGCAGAAAGUGUAUAAACUGUUCACAAUGCCUUAAUUUUCAUUAUUUUGAUUCAAAAUAUGUUUUAUUACGUGAUGAUUUAAUUAAUAAACAUUUUAAUGAUCAGAA
Messenger RNA from Amblyraja radiata (thorny skate), 1081 nucleotides. RefSeq names its product anterior gradient protein 3-like. Gene Ontology annotation, cellular component: endoplasmic reticulum. The record is from RefSeq and is a predicted model, not a curated record. The transcript is spliced from 7 exons. NCBI's taxonomy places the organism in Eukaryota, Metazoa, Chordata, Chondrichthyes, Rajiformes, Rajidae. The coding region runs from base 377 to 868 and encodes 163 amino acids.